AUGCAAUCUUCUUCCCAGCAUAUCAUCCUCCCCUUCUGCUGCCCCUCAAGCCCCAUCCCACAAUCCAGUCAACCUUCAAAAGAACUAUCCACAUUCCUCGCUGCUCUCCACGUACUUCGAGAUGCUCAACCAUUGACGCCUGCAUUACCCAGAAUCGCCGCCUCCACAUCCUCUUCCUCGAUAACAACAUCGGCUUCUCCAACCUCCUCAUCAUCUACUAUAAAUCCUAACAACAAAACUACCACCACGACCAAACCAACUCUUCUUCCUCUCUUCUCACCCUACCCAACCACCAAUCCCCUGCCUAGAACUCUCAUUCUCCUCCAGACCACACAUCCUUCUCCAGGUCCAAACCAACAGCGUUCCUUAACACAGCAGUAUUUCGCCCAGUUAUCAGGAAAGGAUUACUGGGCGCUACAGAUGUGGCCACAGGAAGAAUCUGGGAGUGUGAGUGAGAGGAGGAUGGAGGCACUUUGGGCUAAGGGCGGGAAUUGGGUUGGGAGAGAGAGUUUGGGGCCGUGGGGUGGAGGGGGAAGGGAUGGGGAUGGGAAUAAAGGCGUGUUAGGGAGUGGGAGAGACAAGGAUGAAAGAGAGGAAGGAAAUGGACAGGGAGGUAACGGAGAUAGGGUGGGUUGGAAGUGUGAGUGUGGACGGGAGUAUUGGGUUAGGGUUGUUAGGUUUGUGGAGGAGGAGAGAGGGUCGGAAGAUGGGGAAAAGGGAGGGAAAAGUUUGGGUGUUGGUGACUGGGAGCUUGUUGAUUAA
Cadophora gregata is the source of this 762-nucleotide messenger RNA. RefSeq lists its product as uncharacterized. The record is from RefSeq and is a predicted model, not a curated record. The coding region runs from base 1 to 762 and encodes 253 amino acids. The transcript has a single exon. Lineage: Eukaryota; Fungi; Ascomycota; Leotiomycetes; Helotiales; Ploettnerulaceae.